Messenger RNA from Diaporthe citri, 2745 nucleotides. RefSeq lists its product as uncharacterized. Gene Ontology annotation, cellular component: cytoplasm; phagophore assembly site; endosome. Gene Ontology annotation, molecular function: 1-phosphatidylinositol-3-kinase activity. Lineage: Eukaryota; Fungi; Ascomycota; Sordariomycetes; Diaporthales; Diaporthaceae. The record is from RefSeq and is a predicted model, not a curated record. The coding region runs from base 1 to 2745 and encodes 914 amino acids. The transcript is spliced from 2 exons. Gene Ontology annotation, biological process: phosphatidylinositol-3-phosphate biosynthetic process; autophagy of peroxisome; autophagosome assembly.
AUGGAGCCAUUCUCUUUCGCGAGUUCCGAGGCAGUCCAAUAUCCUGUCAGGGUCCGCAUAAUCAACUUGGAAGGCGACGAAACCCCUUACCUGUUCUCCACGCUCCUCGAGAAAGCAGAGCUUCGCCAUGUCGGGUCCAACACCAGCCCUCACUCGGACCUCUAUGUCACGGUGCAAGUUUGGGCAGGCUCAAAGCCCCUGACAGUUCCUGUCCAGACAGCAUACAAAGCUUUCAGGACAGAACGGAAAUGGAACGAGUGGCUGACGCUGCCGAUAAACUACUCCAACCUGCCAAUCAACUCGUGCCUCGCCGUCACAAUAUGGGACCUCUCCCCCACGGGUGGCAACAACGCCCAGGGGCAUGCGAUUCCCUUUGGCGGCACCACACUCCCCUUGUUUGACAAGGAUAACCAGCUCCACAAGGGACGCCAAAAAUGUCAUGUUCACAGACACAAGCUCGCCGACGGCAAUGACAACACGACUACACCGGCGGUUGAAGGGAAAAAGAAGCCGGGAAGGAAAGGCGAGAUCGUCGUUGUUGAUAAGGACGCUGAAGAGAUGGACCGAAUGGAAAUACUAUUCAAGAAACACGAGAUGGGCGAGAUAGCCAAGGUGGACUGGCUAGACCAACUGGUCUUCCGUGGCUUCGAGAAGCGCAACCUGCAGGUUGCGAAAGCAUCCGUCAAGGACUUGGAGCGGCAGCGUGCGCACAAAAGCGCCGCCAGAGACAGCAAUGGAGAGAACACGCAAGAAACGGACCGAAAUGGAGACACUAGUCCUGGACCCUCCAAGUUCACACUCAACGUGGAGCUCCCCCGUUUCGACUUUCCAGUCGUUUUUGCUGAUCACGAAUACGCCCCACCACCAAUAUCCUCGUUACAACAUCUCUCGGCCUCACAGUCUAACAUUCAGCUCAAACCGCCCCCAGAAGUCAUGUAUGGCCCCGGUAUCGACGGCGUUGGUGUAUCAGAUGGCGUGGGGAGUCGACUCGUCCGCGUAUAUGACCCCGAGGUAGGGCAGAGAGACAAUCCGGCCGAGAGUAAGCACAGGCGGCUCGUCCGAAGCCAGCAUAGGCAUGGGAUACUGGACAAAGACCUCAAGCCGAACGCGAAGACGCGAGACGAGCUCAACAACAUUAUGGAGUACUCUCCGACACAACCCUUGUCUCCUGAGGAGAAGGAUCUCAUAUGGAAAUUCCGGUACCACCUGAACCGUGACAAAAGAGCACUUACCAAAUUUGUCAAAUCCGUCAACUGGCAAGAUCAGAGCGAAGCCAAACAGGCCGUGCAAGUUCUCGGCAGGUGGACCGACAUUGAUGUGGACGAUGCUCUGGAACUCUUGGGACCGACCUUUGACAAUGCCACUGUGCGAGCCUACGCUGUCCGACGAUUGCACAAGGCAGAUGAUGACGAGCUCCUGCUUUACCUUCUUCAGCUCUGCCAGGCCCUCAAAUUCGAGCACAUCUCUCCCGAGUCUGGUCAAGAAGUCACACAGGACUCAUCGUUGGCCCAAUUUCUGAUAUCCCGAGCAGUCAACAACUUCAUACUCGGCAAUUACUUUUACUGGUACCUGAUGGUCGAAUGUGACGACGUUAGCGACGACCAAGCACCUGAAGUCCGGAAGAUGUUCCAGAAGGUGGCCUUCGACUUCAUGACCGAACUCGAAAAGCGUUCGGACGGCAAGGAGACGAGGAAGCUGCUCUUGCGGCAAGCCGAGUGGAUUGCGAUCCUAUCGAGGAUUUCCAUCGAGAUUAAGGAAUCGAAUGAGUCGAUACCUCGAAGAACGGACCGGGUGAAACACUUCUUGGCUGAUCCCAAGAACGAGCUGAUCACCAUUGACCCACCCUUACCAUUGCCGCUUGACCCCUCCGUCAAGAUCGUCGGCGUCGCGCCGCAGGAAACGAUUGUUUUCAAAUCAUCCCUUCACCCUAUCAAAGUGGCUUUCAAGACCACGACAGGGCAGAACUACCCAAUCAUCUUCAAGACGGGAGACGACUUGCGGCAGGAUCAGCUGGUGAUCCAGAUCAUCACGCUCAUGGACCAGCUUCUGCAAAAAGAAAAUUUGGACCUUAAGCUCACCCCCUACAAGAUCCUCGCCACGAGUACGAGCGCGGGUCUGUCCCAGUUUGUCCCCUCGAUGCCGUUUCAAAAUAUCGUGACCAAGUACAAGAACGCCCCCGUGCUCGCCUAUCUGAAGCAGAACAAUCCCGACGACAAGGCGCCGCUCGGCCUGCGCAAAGAAACACUGGACACGUUUGUCAGAUCAUGCGCCGGAUAUUGCGUCAUCACGUAUAUUCUGGGAGUCGGUGACCGACAUCUGGACAACCUCCUCCUCGCCCCUGAUGGGCACUUCUUCCACGCCGAUUUCGGCUUCAUCCUGGGCCGCGACCCCAAGCCCUUCGCGCCAGCCAUGAAGAUCUCCAAGGAGAUGGUCGAAGCCAUGGGGGGCACGAACAGCGAGCAGUACCGCCAGUUUACACAAUACUGCUACCUGGCGUACGCCGCUCUACGGAAGUCGAGCAAUUUGAUUCUCAACUUGUUCAGUCUGAUGGUAGACGCGAACAUCCCAGACAUCAAGCUCGAGCCGGAUAAGGCGGUUGUAAAGGUCAAGGAGAGGCUGCAGCUGGAGCUCAACGAGGAGAAUGCCCUGCGGCAUCUGGCGAGGGUGAUUGACGAUAACUUGUAUGCGUACGCGCCGGUGAUGAUAGAUCGUUUGCAUGCGAUGACGCAGGCAUUCCGAGCCUGA